Molecule: messenger RNA, 1885 nt
Organism: Punica granatum (pomegranate)
Lineage: Eukaryota; Viridiplantae; Streptophyta; Magnoliopsida; Myrtales; Lythraceae
Source: RefSeq, a predicted model, not a curated record
GCUGCCAUGGCGGCAGAUCAGCGCAAAAGCUUCUGCUCCUCUUCCUCCUCUGCAAUGGCGGCUCCAGCACCGAGGCACUUCGGCGGUAGCCCCGUGGGAAAGUAACGGUAGCAACGAAACCGCGCGUCUGCCAACGGCAAGGGCUCUAUCGGCGAGCAGGGAAGAAGCGCCAUUGCGGAUCACGAAGCAGCCUCACCCUCACAUCUCGCGCAACGCAAUCUCGCGUUAUAAACCCUAGUUUGAAACUGAUCCCCCUCGCAUCCGCUCCAACCUCGUGAAUCGCCCCAUCUUCCAACCUCGAUCUCCUCAUGAAUCGGGCUCUCAGCUCAGAUGUAAGCGUAUAACCCCAAAUUGGUGCACCAGUCUCGUGUCACUCAGGCAUUUCAUCCUCGUGAGAUCUGACGAUACUUCGCUUGCCGUGAUCCACACUGCUGCUAUAAAGCUCGAUUCUGGAGUUGUUUCAGAUCCGAGGGAUCAAAAUUGAGCUGGGUUGAGCACUGUGGAACUCCUUGCAGCGUCGAAUAUUGCCGGAAAUGGAGAAAUCGGAUGCUUCAGUGCAGAACUUCGAGGUCGAGUCGACGAAUCACCACGAGUUCCAUCGCAUGAAUGCCCUGGAGAUUCUGAGAGAAACUGUUCGGAUUCUUCGGUACAACCUCUCGAGUUUCAUGGCGAUUGCUGCAUUCCUCAUUUGUCCUGUUUGUGCUGUAUUACUAUCCAAUUUGUUUGUCGAUCAGACCUUACUGAAGAGAUUGAGUGUUAGGCUGAUGUUGCUUGCGAGGUCGAGCGGCCUCCCACUGAGGCCUUUCAUCAAACAAUCGUGCCAGAAAUUCUCCGAAACGGCCAUUUCUUCGGCCGUGUGCUUCCCUCUGUAUGCCACCUUGUUGCUGUUGUCAAAGGCUGCUGUUGUUUACUCUGUAGACUGUACUUAUUCGAGGAAGAAGGUCGACUCCUCGAAAUUUUAUGUGAUAGCAUUGAAGAUAUGGAGGCGGGUUCUAUCGACUUAUCUGUGGGUCUGUAUGGUUAUUGUCGGUUGCCUCACGUUGUUCCUGGUCUUUCUUGUUGCUGUCUCGAGUACAUUCUCCAUUCUCGGGUUCUCGGAUGAUUUCAUCGUUUAUAUGGCGAUCUUUGAGGGGUUGGUUUUCUCGGUUGUUUUUGCGAAUGCCGUGAUUAUCUGCAACGUUGCUGUCGUAAUAUCUGUGUUGGAGGAUGUCUCGGGACCGCAGGCUCUGCUUCGGUCGAGUGUCCUGAUUAAGGGGCAGACCCAAGUGGGUCUGCUGAUAUUCCUCGGAUCAACAAUCGGGAUGGCAUUCAUCGAGGGACUGUUCGAGCACAGGGUGAAGACCUUGAGCUAUGGAGAUGGGUCUUCAAGGAUUUGGGAGGGCCCCCUCCUCGUGGUCAUGUACUCGUUCGUCGUGCUCAUCGAUUUCAUGAUGAGUGCUGUGUUCUACUUCAGCUGCAAAUCUUACAGUAUGGAAGCCUCGGGCGGUGAGCUUCACUCGAUUUUGGAAAACAUGGUGGUCGCCGACGAAGCAAUCCUGCUUCAAUCACAGCCCGAGGAGUCGAUGCACCAACAAUAGAUGUAUCAUCGUUUUUUCAGUGGCGACCCGAAGAUGAGAUUCGGCAGCACAGAGGAGGAUUUGAAAGAACGUACAUUCCUCUCCUCCUACAAAUGUUGAAGUCCCUUUGCUGUGACAUAAGAAGACGGGGGCCUUAUAGUUGAGUUAAAUUACUUGUAACUGAUUCUUUGCAAGGGAUUUUCAUCAAUUGAUGGUGCAAUAAUUCUUCGAGUUGUUCAAAGGUUUUGGUUGUGUUGGAAGGACUUCCGAUGAUGUGCGAUAUCACUGUCUAAAUAUUGAAUCUGAGAUUCCGGAGAAUGAUUAUCGAA